Struthio camelus australis is the source of this 3703-nucleotide messenger RNA. RefSeq names its product semaphorin 7A (JohnMiltonHagen blood group) (gene SEMA7A). The record is from RefSeq and is a predicted model, not a curated record. Gene Ontology annotation, biological process: regulation of inflammatory response; positive regulation of axon extension; positive regulation of cell migration. Gene Ontology annotation, cellular component: external side of plasma membrane; plasma membrane. Gene Ontology annotation, molecular function: semaphorin receptor binding; integrin binding; chemorepellent activity. Lineage: Eukaryota; Metazoa; Chordata; Aves; Struthioniformes; Struthionidae.
UGCACUCAUUGGCUGAUCUGGGUUGCAUCCGCUCAUAAGAAAUGCCGCUCUCAGGCUCCUGAUCUCUGCUCCCAGAAUAAGUAGAAAUGGGCAGAAGGACCCCGGUUGUCCUCUUGGUGGCCCUGUGGGCCAGCCAGCUGGGUCUGUGGGUGGCGGGGCGCUUCAAGGUGAACCCCAGGAUCAUCACGGCUCCCCGAGGUGCAAGAGAGUAUGUCUUUCCCACGAGUGAGAAAUAUCCUGUCUUUUACCAUAAAGAAAACAGCUCAGCCAUCUUCGUUGGAGGAGAGGGAAAGCUUUACUACUAUGACUUUGCAACCUAUGAGACGUACACGGAAGACUUCCCUGUGAUAAAAGAAGGACAGUGCAUGAACUCUGGAGGUCUGGAAGAUGAUAAAAAUUACCUCACGUUACUGGGGGAGCAUGGAAACGGGAUGUUAGUGUGUGGAACCGGCGCCUGCUCUCCUACCUGCUGGCACUGGGAACAAAAGAAGAAGGGCUCUCCAUGGGAUGGGAGAGGUAUUGCCCCUUUCAGCCCUGACUCAAAUUCCCUCGUCAUUGUUGAUGGUCAUGACAUCUAUUCCACCAUCAAGAAGAGCCAGCAGAAUGGCAAGAUACCCCGUUUCCGGCGAGUGAGAGGGGGUGGAGAGCUCUACACAAGUGACACAGUGAUGCAGAACCCCCAGUUUGUCAAAGCAACCACAUUAAGGCAUGAAGAGCCUCACCAGGACAAGAUUUACUACUUCUUUCGUGAAGACAAUCCAGACAAAAGUCCUGAGGCACCCAGAAACAUCUCCCGCGUGGCCCAGCUGUGUAAGGAAGAUAAAGGGGGAACCAGUUCGCUCUCUGCUUCCAAGUGGACCACCUUCCUGAAGGCCAGCUUGAUUUGUGUCGACCCGGUCACCAAGGGCAACUUCAACUGGUUGCAAGAUGUCUUCUUUGUCCCGUCGAGUAACUGGAGGGAUUCCAAAGUCUAUGGGCUCUUCACAAACACCUGGGGAAGCUCUGCUGUUUGUGUCUAUUCCUUUGGGGACAUUGACAAUGUAUUUCGGACAUCCAAACUCAAAGGCUAUAAUGGUCCCAACCCGGAUAUCAAGCCUGGACAGUGCGUUUCCUCUGGACAGCACACCCCAAGCGAGACCUUCAAGAUAGCCGACAGCCACCCAGAGGUGGAGGACCGAGUGGAGCCCCUUGCCCCCACCAAAAGCCCCUUAUUCCACAACAAGCACCGCUACCAAAAGAUUGGGGUGCAUGAGGUCUCUGCAGCCGAUGGACGUCGCUACAACGUGCUCUAUCUGGCAACAGACAAGGGAUCCAUCCACAAGGUUGUGGAGUUGCCGGACGGGGUGCAGAAUAUCGUGGAGCUCCAGGUCUUCCCAAAGAAGGACCCGAUCCAGUCCAUGAUCCUAGACCACCAGAAGGCAAUGCUGUAUGUGGGCUCAACAGAUAAAGUCAUGGAGAUACCCAUGGACAUGUGUGGGGUGUAUCGUAACAACUGUGAGAGCUGCUUGCUGGCAAGGGACCCAUAUUGCGGGUGGUCUGAUGGGCGUUGUCAGUCAGUGUAUCAAGGCCGGGAGGUGCUUCAAAACCUGAACCUGGGCUCAUGGAAAGAAAAGUGCCAAGGGGGUAAAGUUAAGGAAGCAGACAACUACCAGAACAUCACAGUAGUCCCUUUCUCUCGCUACUACCUCAACUGUCCUGUCGAGUCGCACUAUGCCACCUACAACUGGUACCACAACGACUUCCUCAUCAAGACCUGUAAUAACACCCACCCCCAGCAGGACUGCUUCCAUUUCAUCCAGAACGUGAGCCACGCUCACUAUGGCCGCUAUGUCUGCGUCUCUGAGGAGGAUGGCUUCAGGCAGGCUCUGGUGAAGGAAUGUCUGGUGAACCAGUUCAGGUUCAUGUCACAGAAGGGCCAGGCCACCAUGACAUUUGGCUCCUGGUUGCAACUGCUUCUGAUGGUGAUGUUGGUGGAGCUCUUCCACUGAACGUGACAGGAUCACAUUCCCACCUUCCAAUCUGCUGCUGCUCUUUCUCGACUUGCUGUCCGCUCCUGAGGCGAGAUUCCCAUUCUCUUAGUCGCUCUUAGGACAUUACUCUUCGACCGUCCCAGAAGGGGUCCUGCCACUCUGGGCAGCAACCCCUUCAUUUCUGAUCCUGGUGGAAGAGGUGGCUCUCAGGCAUUGUGAAGAAGAUGCGACUGCAAGGCCAGAUGGAGCAGGGGUUGGGGCAGGGAGGGAAGGGGUAUCCUAAUACGCAGCAGAUAUUCACUGCACCCAGCAAUGCUGAUGGGGUGGCUUCGGGCUCUCCCCCAACAUUUGCUGGUAGCUCUGUGCUGGUAAUCCCUGUGAGCAUGCACUGGGUGCCAGUUUUGUUCAGGGGACUAUGCGGAUGUGCAUGCACUGAUCCUCAGGGCUUGGUGACUCUUCUCUUUGGGAACAUGCAUGCGAUGAAGAAGAGGAGCCAGCCCUUGGCCUUACCAACUGGUUGACUCUCCAAGUGAAGACUGAUGCCUCCAGGGUUUUAGUUGCUAACAUCUGUUUGAGUUGUCAAGCACCUGGAACGCUCUCCAUGUCACCUAUGAGUCCCUUCCUGGCCUGGGCACAGGCGUCAGAAGAAUCGGACCCUGGGAGCAUUUUGCUUUUUUGUGGACAGGGGAGGAACUAGCACUGGUAACCUGCAGGAAGGGCCAGGCACAGAGUUAGCGUUUUGCAUGGAAAAGACUUGGAGGAUGACUAGAUUUGGCAGGUGGGGAAGGACAGACCAAAGGGUGCUCAAUUUCCUGGAGAUGGGAAGGGGAGCCCAAACCAGAACCAGGGUGGCCCUGGGAAGAAAUUCAGACGCACAAGUCCUCUGCAGGCAGCGAAGGGCAUUUAUCUGUGGUCAGCAGACAGAGCCUGCUUCCAGUGCACCUUUCCUCCUAGCGAGGGACCGGGCUUCCUCAGGGAAAGAGGACACAGGCUGCAGAUCUCGGGGCGCUGCAAACAGGUGAGCAGAGCAGAGGGGCUGCUCCCGUUUCCACCGCCCAGGAGCAGAUCUGCCUCUCUCCCUCGCAGCGGGUGCUGAGGGAGGAGAAGGGGUAGCACCACAGUUACUUCCCUUUGGCCUUUGAGGCCUCUUAGCAAGACUAAACUGUGAACAUUGGGAUUCUCUCCCUAGGCCUGCGUGCCAGGGCCGAUCCCACAGCUUGUCCAAGCCUUUUCCAGCCCUCUUGGCCCCCAAAACACCCAGCCUCCAGCCACGUAAUGGAGGGACAUCAUAUCACAUGCUUCCACUUACCUUUAACGGCGACAACAGGUCGUGCUUUGCGCCUGCUCAGAGAUGCUCAGGAGCACUGGAGCGGGACGAGCACCGGGCAGGCGGCGCAGGCAGCUGGGGAGCUGAGUCCCAGGAUCUCUUGGCUAGGGGCAGACACGCCGCGUGGUUUUAUGACCGCAGGCUACGGGCAACGGGCCAGAGGUGCCUACUGCACUACGUUUCCACACCAACCUUCGGAGCCUAGAGUAGAGCUUGUUACGUUUCUUCUCAAAGCACUUUAACUUUGUGAACUAACAAAUAUCUAUUUAUUAGCUGCUGAGGAUUAUUGUUCUUGUAUAAUUUUAUAAUAUUAUAGAAAGGGGGCUCGAGUCAGAAAGAACAAAACAGCUACCAAAAACCUCUCAGAGCUGUGACCAAAGCGCGAACGGGAUUGUGGAAAUAAAAG